AUGAGGAAGCAUCAACAAGAGGUCGUUCAUUUCUUGGACACCAGACACCCAGAACACUAUUUCGUCUACAACCUUUGCAGUGAACGGUCGUAUAACCCCAGGUUUUUCCAUCACCGGAUGCAUAGAAUUCUCAUAGACGAUCACAACGUCCCAACACUUCAGGAGAUGAUAACAUUUUCAAAAGAAGUCAUUGCUUGGUUAUCCAAGGAUCCCCAGAAUACCAUCGCGAUUCACUGUAAAGGAGGAAAAGGGCGUACUGGGACCAUGAUAUGUGUCUGUCUCCUCGCAAUGGACACAUUUUCAACUGCAAAGGAAAGCCUCACUUAUUUUGGAGAACGACGGACAGACAAACGUUUCUGUGAUAAAUUUCAAGGAGUAGAAACUCCCUCUCAAAGCCGAUACGUUGGAUAUUUUGAAACUAUUAAAACUAUGUGGAACUGGGAACUACCUGUGAAAAAAACACUAACAAUUACAAAAAUUGUCCUGUACUCCAUUAAAGGAGUAGGAGAAGGAAAUGGCAAGGACCUAACCAUUGAUAUCAUAAUGCAGCACAAGACUGUGUUUACUUGCACUGGCCAAACCUGCGAGGUGAGCAAAAGCACAUCAACUGAGAAUUCUAGUAUUUGUUUCAAAGCUCACAGUCAAGUGAGCAUGGUGACCUCCCCAAACCAUUACUCCCGACAAAGAGAUGCACGUUGCCUUCUGGUCACCAUCCAGCUUGAUGUUGCUUACGUCAGAUUGUUCUUGAAGAUCGCUUUGGCACUUGUGACAGUGGAAGUUGUAGCUCCAAUGUAUAAUGCAGGAAUUUUGUACUCUGCAGUAUCACCAGGAACUGUCUCACAUGAUAUUGAGACAAAUAGAGCAAUAUUUAUUGUACCCAACUGUCCGGCCCUAUGUGAUGAUAUUAAACUGAAAUUUACUUCUAAAAAUCUUCCUAACCAUUACGACAAUUGUGCCUUCUAUUUCUGGUGCAACGUUUCUCUGAUAGAGAAAAACAGACUUUAUUUAACUCGGAACGAAUUAGACAAUCCCCAUAAACCAAAAACGUGGAGCAUUUAUGAUGAGAACUUUGCUGUCGAAUUAUAUUUCGAAGAAGUAUUUGUAUAA
This is a messenger RNA of Perognathus longimembris pacificus (Pacific pocket mouse), 1107 nucleotides long. RefSeq names its product phosphatidylinositol 3,4,5-trisphosphate 3-phosphatase TPTE2-like. The record is from RefSeq and is a predicted model, not a curated record. Gene Ontology annotation, cellular component: cytosol. Gene Ontology annotation, molecular function: protein tyrosine phosphatase activity; phosphatidylinositol-3,4,5-trisphosphate 3-phosphatase activity. The coding region runs from base 1 to 1107 and encodes 368 amino acids. The transcript is spliced from 12 exons. Gene Ontology annotation, biological process: protein dephosphorylation. NCBI's taxonomy places the organism in Eukaryota, Metazoa, Chordata, Mammalia, Rodentia, Heteromyidae.